Messenger RNA from Sipha flava (yellow sugarcane aphid), 4064 nucleotides. It is a transcript of the gene tn, whose product is annotated as RING finger protein nhl-1. The record is from RefSeq and is a predicted model, not a curated record. Gene Ontology annotation, molecular function: protein binding; zinc ion binding; translation repressor activity. The transcript is spliced from 14 exons. Lineage: Eukaryota; Metazoa; Arthropoda; Insecta; Hemiptera; Aphididae. Gene Ontology annotation, biological process: protein polyubiquitination; negative regulation of translation; proteasome-mediated ubiquitin-dependent protein catabolic process. The coding region runs from base 179 to 3997 and encodes 1272 amino acids.
CCGCUCCGUGUGCUACGCUAAAAAUACGAUGACCAACUGUUUCAGACGCUUUGUAUCGUGAUAAUUUUACAAACGGAAAAGAAUCGGAUUGUAUUGGCGUAAUUUUCUACCGUUCUGCGCGUACAUAACUAACCAUCGUGCGUAAGUGGAAAACACUCGAUUCAAAGAGUAAGAUAAAAUGGAACAGUUCGAGCAACUGCUGACGUGUGCAAUAUGUUUGGAUCGAUACAGAAAUCCGAAAUUGCUGCCAUGUCAACAUUCGUUUUGCAUGGAACCGUGUAUGGAUGGUUUAGUAGACUAUGUUCGAAGACAGGUAAAAUGUCCGGAAUGUCGAGCAGAACACCGUAUACCGUACAACGGUGUUCAAGGAUAUCCGACGAACGUCACCCUUCAGCGUUUCUUGGAACUCCAUAUAGAAAUAACCGGAGAGUUACCAGAUCCAACAAGUGGACAGACAAUGAAACGAUGUGGUGUAUGUUCGGAAAAAGCAUACGUGACAUCGUGUGUUCAUUGCGAGAAGGAUGUGUGUUCGGACUGCAAAAGCGCUCAUAUGGAUAUUCUGAGAAGAGAAAUUUCCCGUAUUAACAAUCAGGUAAGACGGGCAUUGCACAGAUUAUCAGAUAUGCUGGCCGGUGUAGAGAAAAACAUGCUGACCUUACAAAAUAACUGCACAUCGGUUUCCGAAGAAGUUGAUGAAAUCUACCGCAGAUUAACCAAAUCCUUGAAGGACCGUACGGACCAUCUUAGAGGAGAAAUCGACAGAUACUUAACAACAGAGUUAAAAAAUUUAUGCAACCUCAAAGAGAACUUAGAGAUUGAAAUAUCUAACAUUCAAAGUAAUUGUGAUCUGGCAGAUAAACACAUGCAAACCGACGACGUAGAAUGGGAGGACAGUGAACUGAUGGAUGCCAAGGAAAUAUUUUUGAAAACCGUCGAGUUUAUUCGAAAUUUUGAAACUGAAAUUGGAGAUUAUAGCAGAAGAGCUAAGUUUAUCAUGGCUCAUGACCCGAAUCAAUUGGUCAAUCACGUUUCUAAUUAUGGUGAACUUACAAUUCAAGCCCCGCAUCAACCAUUUACUGCUAGUUCUAAUUCUCUCCAAGCUCCAAGUCCAGGCCUCAUGCGGUCAAAAAGUGAUCAUAGGCUAGCUUCACAAUACCGACAGGAAGAAAAUAGCGAUAUUAGUGGAAGAGUUUCGCCGCUUGGAGGUAGAAAAUUUGGUGAACGAUAUCAAAGUCGGUACUCACGUGGUGAUAGAAAUGAUUACGAUGUAGACUCGACGCAUGACAGUGAAAAUAGAAGUUCAGCAAGAUCAAGGAUUAGAUCCCGAUUAGGAAGACAUGGUCUAAACGAAAAUACCGACUCCGAUACAGAUUCGAGAUCAGUCCGUUUUGCCGAAACAAAUACUGUACACCGUGAACGAGAAAAGGUUUUGGACACCGAAGAUGUGGCUAAAGGUCCUUUGAGUGGUAUCACGAGAUUGUACGAUUCACCAAGAGUCAUGAAAAGGCUAAUAGAGAGUGAGAAUAAAGAUAAAAAAGUAGAUGUUGCGCCAAAGCCUCAAGCUCCCCAACCAGUUCAACAGCCAAAAAGAAUAACUCCGCAGCAAACACCUCAGAGGCAAUUGAGUGAAGACGAUGAGAUAGCGAGGAUAAAACGGCAAAACAAAACUGCAUCGACAUCGUCGGAUACGGAACGAAGAGAUAGAGUUAGUUCGAUAAAAAGGGAAGACUCGAGAGAUUCUAACAAAUCCAACACGCCUUUAGAUAACUCGAGAAAGACCCCUGUACCUGAACCAUUACCAGUCGAUACUCUGGAGACAACUGAAAGCGAGUCCGAAGAAGAUUCGGUUGAAGUACCGGUAGCCGAACCGAGGAAAGCAACACCCGCCAGGACUACAUUUCCUCCAUCCACAUCAUCUACAACGGAUUCGAGACGAUCCUCUACGGCAUCAGAUAAAUUAGCGUCCAAAGGUAAUGCCAGAUUGAAGUCGACUAGAUCAGAAAGUAUUGAAAGUUCGGGUUCUUCCGAAACUCCUGGAACACCGGUACGCAGAAACGCAGCUAGUGCAUACCCCCCAGAAGAAGUGAAACAAUCGCCAGUUAGUUCAAGUUCUGGAAGUACAACUCCACGUGCUCGAUUUUCUUCGGUUUCUUCGAAAAGAGAUUCAGCUACACCGACGAACUCUCGAAGUUACAGUGUUACGGGUAACAGUGAAGGUCCUUCGAAGAAAGAAGAAAUUGAGGAUGAAGAAGAAGAAGAAGAAGAAACAGAAACUUCAUCAGAAUCAUCUGACGAAGAAUCAGACGAAGAUUCCGAUGAUGCUAAGCCGAAAAUACCAGCAUCAAAAGGUAUGGAAAAAACCGAUAUUGGACCAUUAUUGGCUAGAAGUGCUCAAGCCAGGGAUAAUGGAAGUGGAGGCAGUAAUAAUAGCUCAAGAAGACCUAGCCAAGACGAGUCUUACACUAGAUCACGAUACGGUACUAAUGGCUAUAAAUCACCGUCGUCGUACCAAAGCCCCAGGGAAUCCGACACCGCAGCAAGUGGUAGUAAGUACCAGAACAAUUCCCGAACCGAACCCGCCCCAAGGUUCACUAGCAGAUUUCUAAAAAAUAAAAGUAUUCAAGAAGAGAAUCCUAGCAAAUCGAGUUACAGCAGUGACAACAAAUAUACUUCGGACAAAGGGUUGUCGCGGAGUAGAACCAGCGCUAAUCUAGAGGAAGACCUUCAGGACGACACUAACACCUCUUCGUACUCACCGUACUCUAAAACACAUUACGGUUCGGAUUUGUCCAGAAGUCGAUCCAGUCACACUUUAAAAUCACGGGAGACCUCACCCGAUAGGCCUGUAACAAAUUCUUCAGCAGGAACUGGAGAAAAAGACGGAGCAGCGUUAAGCUCGUGGGCUAGGUAUUUAAAAAACAAAUACGGAAAUCGCAGUAAAGAAAACGCGGCCAAGGACAAUGCUACUGCCGCUUCCGCGUCAAGCUCGUCUACUCGACGACUGUCACUCGGAUUGCCACUGCGAUCCAAUUCCACCGUCGUUGACAGUUCAGAUGACGACCAAAAAAACAUGCACAGCUCCCCCACCUCCCAUACAAUUAUCGAAGCAGGUAUGCAGGGCGUAGGUUCUACCCCUAGAGUGCAGUACUUGCAGAAGAGACAAUUGUUAUUUAAGAUUGGAGGUCGGGGGAGCGAGCCCGGAUAUUUCACCUGGCCAAGAGGCGUCGCUGUUGGCCCGGACAAUCUGAUCGUCGUGGCCGAUUCUUCGAACCACAGGAUCCAAGUAUUUGAUAACUGCGGACGCAUAUUGAAAGACUUUGGAUCCUACGGAAACAGCGAAGGCGAAUUCGACUGCUUGGCCGGUGUAGCCGUCAACCGUAUCGGACAAUAUAUCAUUGCCGAUCGAUACAACCACAGAAUCCAAGUCUUGGAUCCAUCUGGCAGAUUUUUAAGGUCAUUCGGAAGUCAAGGCUCCAGUGACGGCCGGUUCAAUUAUCCUUGGGGAAUUACCACGGACGCUCUUGGGUUCAUAUAUGUUUGCGAUAAAGAAAAUCAUAGAAUACAGGUGUUCCAGUCGGACGGAACAUUCGUAGGAAAAUUCGGAUCGCACGGCAACAAGAUUGGACAGUUGGAACAUCCGCACUACAUCGCGGUAUCGAACACCAACAGGGUAAUAGUUUCGGAUUGCAAUAACCAUCGCAUUCAGAUAUUUGACGUUAACGGCAGAGUGAUCAGUUCGUUCGGUUCAGAGGGAUCAGAAAAUGGCCAAUUCAAAUUCCCCAAAGGUGUAGCCGUAGACGAUCAAGGAUACAUACUGGUAGCCGAUUCCGGUAAUAACCGCAUACAGAUAUUCCAUCCGGAUUCCACGUUCCUACGUGCUUUUGGCUGCUGGGGAAGUGGCGACGGGGAAUUCAAAGGACUCGAAGGCAUCGCUGUCAUGUCCAACGGAAACAUACUAGUGUGCGACCGAGAGAACCAUAGGGUUCAAGUUUUUUAAUCUUACACGUAACUAAUUUCAUAGUAAAAAAAAAAAAAAGUAGAGCGAAAUCGUGUACAUAAUCAUA